UUACCAACCCCAGAAGCGGAACACGAACAAGUAAAAAGAAAUUAUUUUUUGCAUCAUUCGGAAUCUCCAUCUCGUCGUACUACUUUCAUCAAGACCUUCUUGCUCUAAGUGUAACAAGGAGAACCAACGGAGAACCUACACAGUUCUCGUCCUGACAACGGAGAACCAACAACUUAAGUAAAUCUGAAGUAUAAAUCAACGAGUUUGAAAUUGAUACGUUUCCAGAACAUCAACACUCUCGACACACAGGUGAAGAAAUUGAAGUUCAAAUUUCACAUCGCAGGGCUUGCCGGGUCUCCUAGCUUCGGACACCCAGCAUCGGGGGUUCUGCUAGACCGCGAAAAUGGGAGGUAAUAAAUUAUGGAUUGCAAAAGUGUCUGGGUCUGGAAAGUUGGAACUUGUAAUGCUGGUCUUGCAUUUCUGUGAAAUCUGUAUUGCAUGACCAACAAAAGUGGUAGCCUCCCAUGUCAUACAAAAACGCAGCUUGUCAUGCGGAGUUCGUAUGAGAAAGCGUACUGCAAACUUGUCAUGCUUUCCUGCAUAAGGUAGUGACUUCCUCUUGCACACGACCCAGACAUUUUUGCAGUUGAUAUAAAUCCUCGCAGAACAAUAACAAUUUGCCUUCCGGGCGGAACAAGAUAUCCUCCGUGAAAAACGCCCCAACCUCCCCAAUAAAGUUGUCGUGAAAAAAAUCUGUAAAUCUUCAGGGUAAGCUGAUCGAUUUCUCAUCAUGUGGCUGCACUAGUGAAUCAUCAGAUUACAAUCCUAGUACAACAGGCCCACAGCACGACUUGUCAUGCGCAACAGCUAGAGCUUGUUGCUUUGUGGCGCCCAUCUUGACACUGGGAUGCUGGGGAGGUUUUCACACAGGAUAGAAGAUGGCACCAGGCGGGCUUAAGACGAUGCUGUGUUUCAGCUAUCAAACAAAAAAAGUUCGUCACGAUCUCACUCAUGCGCAUUUUUGCAAUACAAAACUGUCUCCUGUCAUGCGUAUUAGAAAUGCAUCACAGUCGAGCUUAUUUCUGCUCGAAGACUCGGAUUUCUCUUGUGUGUGUGCCUACAGAACAAGAAGAAGGGAACCUGCAAAGAUGCAGGAAAAAUUUGUCACGCACCGAAACCUGCAAGUUAGUGAUAGUGACUACGAACUCCAACUCUUGUCUUUCUAUAUCAGCGCCGCCACGACUUUUAAUGUUAUGCCCGGCGCGCACGGGCUUCUGCGGGUGAUGAUGGAAACAAAGAAAAAGAAGAGUGCAAGUAGCAACAAAUUCGCGGCGGCGCGGGAGAACCAGUAUCUGAAAAUGCUGGGCGACGUUUCGACUUCUGUCCAAGACCUUCGCACGCAACUUUCCCAGCAUGCCACGGCUAUCGGCAGCAUGCAGACGAUAUGCAACACAAAAACUGUGUGAGUGUAAGUCUGUGAUGCAGAGAAUGCAAAACAGUAAUAUGCUUGUCAUUCUGGAUGUGCGUCAUAGAAGACUACUAACUUUCAUACGUGUUUUCACGUACGAGCUGCGCAUCGCAGGUUUUUUCUGUAAUGCACAAGGAAUUUGUGAUGCUGUUGCUGUUCUUCCUACAAAAUUACACUUACACAGUUUUUUUCUUGGAUAGUCUAAAGAAGUGCAUCAGCAGAAGCAAAUCGACUACUUGACGGGGCUAUGCAUUGCAAAUGUGUCUGGGUCUGGAAGGUUGCAAAUUUGUGAUGCUGUCUUUGGAUUCUUAGAAAAUUUGUGAUGCUAUUGCUAGGUCAUCGAUUGCAGGCAUCCAGGGUCAAGAUUCAAAAUAUGCAUGACAAACCUGGCAAUAUUCCAGACCCAGACAUAUUUGCAUUUGAUACGGGCAUUUGAAUCAAUUGAAGCGCAGCAUUGACAUAUCGCAAGAAAAAACUGUUUCACUGUGAACUUGUGACGCAGGAAAUGGAACACGACACUCUUUGUCUUGCUACACAUGCAAGACAUAGGAUAAUUUUCAAGCAUAUGUUUUCACUUGGAAAGCGCGCAUGGCAAAGUUUCGGUGUCAUGUGUACACAAACUUGCGACGAAGAUCUUGUAAAAGAAUCACAGUGAAACACGAUUUCCCGACGAUAUUAAGGCCUCGCGUUUGGCGACGCCGAGAAAUGCGCGGCGGAGAUCAUGAACCCGACGAGCGGAAGCCACUUUGCGGUGUACACCUGGAAUCGUGCCCCGCACACCUCUAUGGAUUGCAAAUAUGUCUUCUGCGUCUGGAAGAGUAUCAAGUUUGCCUUGCGGUGCAGCUUGUUUUGCAUGACCCGGAAGGAGCAAGUCUGGAAUGCGAGCCGUAGCGUCUUCACAAGUUUUUGGAAGGCUCCUCGAUGUUGCCUAUCCUGUGCAUGAGAAAUGUCGCCUCGUCCAGGUGACCAAAAUUGGGUGGCUUUUGCUACACAUGCCAUACACAUAUUUUUGUUUCCACCUCAAGUAGAUGUUGUAACAACAUCUAGCGUCAAUUUUCACAAACUCAGACUGUUCCAGAUUCAGGCACUUUUGCAGUUAAUAACGUCCAGUCCGGAGCCCCUGGAGCCCGGGCUGCCCCUGGAGAAGCGACUGAAAGCAGAGGAGACCAAUCUUUGGCACGAGAGAUACGACCUUUACCCCGGGGACACGAAAACCGUUCGCGCCUUUGACGGGCAGAGUAAACAGUGUGACACGUUUCGGAUAUUCGUCGUUCGCCAGAACAGCUAUCAUUUGUAAAAACGUCCCCACCCCAUAGUCAAGUUGGUAAAUCUGCAACACAAAUCUCCAAGUUAUGGGAGUUUUGCAUGACAAGUUUCUAUCUGUAGUGUCGUGCUGUUUGGCAAGGGCAGACGCAUGAGAAGGCCAGCUUCUCAUCCCGUUUACAGCAUUUUUACAAGGUCCAAAACAGGAUUGGAAAUGCCUCUCAUGCAGAUCCUCAUUACAAAAACUAAUGUUGCUCUCAUUGCGCAUUUGCAUGACAACUCUGGGGGAGGCAAACGCAAAGGGUGUCGCACUUCUGUUUAGCAUGACAACUCUGGGGUGGAUACGUUUUUUCAUAGGAUAACAGCCGCAACAUAUUCACGCGCAAGUACAGCGACAAAAUGAUGCAGCUGGAAAACGGCAAAUCCUACGUGAUUAUGGCGCCCAAUGAAGUCAUGCUCCAGGGUAUGGAAGCGUCAGGAUGGAAAUCGACAAAGUAUGGAUGAAAUAAUUUCUCAUGCACAAAAUCGAUAACAGUUUUUAGAGCCAAACUGUAUAGUCGGCACAUGACAAAUUUUCCCUCCGCCGGAAGCGAAUCUGUCACGCUGUUUAGGGCAAGGAGCUCCCCUCUGUCAUGCUAGUCAGCAUGCAGGCGCAGCCCAAUUUUUGACCCUUAGCAGGGCUAUGAUCUGCCUCCUUUGCAUUUUCUGCAAUAGAGGCACCCUCUGCGUCGCAUUUUAUGCAUUGCAAAUCAUUUUAACUAUGGCGAUUUCGAUUCUGACACGACUCCCAUAACGGGCGAAAUGGCCCUGCGGCAGCAAACAUCGGGAGGAGCCAUCACUCCCUCGACCGCUGUCCCGUCUACUGUGAGGAAAAAUCCCCCCUCCCUAUACUGAAAAGGUAUAUUUCUGAAAAUUUGCGAUGCUGAUUUGUGGCCGCAAAUCCUGCGUCUGCCUCUCUUGCAAGAGGGCAAACUCAGAAACUCUGCCACGAUAUGCAGGCGAUUUGUAAUGCUGAAAGGCCUACAGGGCAGACGUCUGCCAUGCUAGGCCCCUACACCAAAGGGCCCCCCCUUAGGCUUACGAUCUGCCUGCAGUGCCUUACUGCAACACAAAUGUGAUUUGUGUACUCAAAUACAGCAACACAAAUUUCGUUUUCGAUAUGGGGAAGGGGGAUUUUUCCUUUUGAUACCGUCUGGGAGCGCUUCAGUUGCGUCCGACACGGAAGAUGAUGCUGCUGCGCCUGAUGCAUAUCAAGCUCUGCGUGGUGCUACGACUCCAUUUGACGAUGAUCAAAUGCCGAUGCCGUCUGCUCCGCCGGGUGCUCCAACUCCAAUUCCGUCUGGCCCUCCGGAAAACCGUUAGAAGGCGAUGGAGAUGCCCAAGACGAUUAAACCGAAAAAUAAACUCAACCGACGUCGAGGUAAAAAGACAAACUCAACCGUCGAAGCGCGUGCUUGACGUGACCACAUAAAAUAUGAGUCGGCUCGACACAAAUUAUGAGGAAUUUUUACGCGGCAAAAACUAUAACUACGUUGUGACUACUUGAUAGACGCGCCGUCAGUUCUUUUGCUAGUAUACUUUAUCAUAAGCAAAUGCAUCACCAUCACUCGUCACACUUUCAGAAAAAAUAAUUUCGUCGAUUUCUUUACGUGAUCAGGAACAGGAUCACAAGGAAUUUUCAUCAACAGAGUGUGAUGGUGUUGCGAAGAAACGAACACAGUUCAAGCGUAAGUUACCUUUUAAACGCAAAAAAUCUAUAAAUGAAAAUCGAGGAAGAUGUCGAGGUACAAGCCCAAUCUGCAUGAUGUGACCACGUAGCGGGUCAUCUGACAGAAAUAUAUCGAUAAUUUUUUUGUAACUUCACUAGACUAUAUUUUGGGUCCAGAAAAAAAAAAUAAAAUAUCACGCAAGGAGAAAAGUCAAAGCUGUUAAGGAGAAAAGUCCUGCCAAGGAGAAAAGUCCAGCCAAAAGAAAAAAGCCCGAGCGCGCAACAGCUCGCGCGGUGUGGGGACUGGUCCCGCUCUUUUUCGUGAGAAGUGGCAUCGGAGAAAGUCACCGUGACAAAUUUCGCCCCUAGCGUUCAAACUUUCUGUAGCGUGUCCCAACCUCCGCACUUGUUAGUCGGGAUGAUUAUGUUGGGGGCGCACGAAGUAGGGCAGUUUUUGCGCCCCCGCACCAGUGCAAGGGUUUCCAACCAGGUAUGAAAGUAAUGGCGCACGGGUGCGCGUUUCGUCGAUUUCUUGCGACGAUACUUUUCAGGCCGCAGGAUGUUUGGAUCUAUUUUCACCAAGAAUCUGCGCGAUUCAUCGGCCCCCUUCUCAAUUCCGAGAAGGGGGCGGAUGGCGGAUUCUGGCUGACGUUGCUCCCGGUCCCGCAUCCCGAAGUCAAGGGGCUGGCUAUCGGAAGCUUUGCUCGGAAUGAAGAUAGGCCUGGUGGUGGGUUUUGCGUUGUGUUUGGUUUUGCGCUUUUGCACCGACGCGGGCGGCGAUGCCUCGUUGAAGUAAGAAAGGCGCAAACCCAGACCCGGCGCCCGCAAAAAGCGGAAGCCAGGGAGGGCCGCGAAAAAAAUCUCCGCGCGCGCUGCGCGCGCGGAGAGAAGUUCUUGCAGCCGAGCCGCAGGCCGUGCGGGCUUCGAAAUGAGCGAAGGGGGUUCGGCAAACUCAACUCCCCGAAUUUGCCACGCGCGCAGCGCCUUCCUUGUGGGGCAACUUCUUCUCCGUGCGGCGCACGCGCGGCCCGGCCCCUCCCAUUCAUAUGGAACGCCUAAAAUUUUUCUCGCGCGCUGCGCGCGCUGGCUGCCCGUCCCCUCUUUGUUUCUCUUGGCCCGUUUUUUGCUCACGCGGGGGCCUCCUUGCUGCAGGGGACGACAAAAAAGUUGUCGCGCGCAACGCACACAGCCUUGGGCUUCCUUCUUUGGGGGGCAAGCCCGUGCAGAAUCCGCUUUGCGCAAGCGGCCUUUGAUGUCCGUGCUUGUGUGGUUGGAGGGCGCCUGGUAUUUUUUCCGCGUACCAGGCACGCAGCCUAGCCUCGUCGCCUUGGGGGGGGGAGGGUCUGAAAGAUCUCUUUCGCACACCGUGCACGCGGAAGCGCACCGAGCUGGCGCAAUUUCCCCGGUGCGUCUAUUUUCUCUGCGUGUGGGGGGAGCCUGCUCUGAUUUGCUGCUAGCCCGGCGGAGAUGGGGCAGCAUGGCGUGCGCGCGGUGGUGCUGACUCUGCUUGCGCGGCACGGCAAAGGCGACGCGCGCGCGGCCCGGAAUUUUCUCCGGACCCGCGGCCCUGUUCCCAAAACCGCAAAAAAAAACUUCUUCGCGCGCUGCCGCGCGCGCGUGCGAAUUCCAUUGGCCCGCUUGCCUGCGCCGCCGGCGAAGGCCACAAGCCGUACGCCCCCCCUGCUGUCCUAGGCCGUGUGGGCGUUGCUGAGCGAUUUCGUUGUGGGGCCUUUGCCGGGCUGCAGCGCGUGGCACAUGGGGUACCGGCUACCCGAGGGAGGCGCCGUGUGUUGCCCUAGGGUGGUACUGGGGGCGUGCCGCGAGUCCUUGGCGCGGCGCUUUUUUUUCGCUUUCUUACUGUCUUUUUUCCCGCAGUGCUGUGUUUAGCAUAGUGUAUUCUGGCUAAGGAUACCCUGGGAACAGCUCACGCGGUGCCAACAUAAGUCCCAGGCUGGCUGUGGAGGUGUUUUUGGUCUCGCGCAGAGAAUGGCUUGGUGCAGGACGCUGGGCGUUUUUCCCGUCGCGCAGUGUUUAGCAUAGGGUAUUCUGGCUACCCUGGGCGCGGCUUGCCCAGGAUAGGUGCGGGUCUGUAGGUCGAUUUUUGCCUCUGAAUGUAGCGGGAGGUCGCUGAGUGUAGCGUAGGGAGAGGCCCCGUAGCAGGGGCCUGUGCCCGGAGACCGUUUUUUUUGUGCCCUGAACGCAUUCGCCCCUCGUUUUCUCUUUAAGAAGUCCGUUUUCCCAUCAUCUUCUUCACGAUGUCGGGGCUUCUCGAGAUUUCCUUCAGAAGGGGACAUUUGGGAAAUCCUUUCUCCUGGGCUUUUCGCAUGAUUUCCUUUGGGAAAUCCCUUCUCCUGGGCUUUCCGCAUGAUUUCCUUUGGGAAAUCCCUUCUCCUGGGCUUUCCGCGUGAUUUCCUUUGGGAAAUCCCUUCUCCUGGGUUUUCCGCGUGAUUUCCUUUGGGAAAUGCCUUCUCCUGGGCUUUCCGCAUAAUUUCUUUUAGGAAAUCGCUCGCCCCUGGGCUUUCCGCGUUAUAGGAAAUCUCUUCCUUAGGAGCCGGCCGCUGAUCUCCGCGUCAACACGUACUGGAAGCAAGCUCCUUCUGAUCUCCACUGCGAAACAGAGCGGAGACGAGCUCGGUGGCUAGGGUCUGGGUGGGAUAGGGCCUGUCAUAAGUAUCGCGGUUUCUCCUUUGAUAUGGAUCAGAGGGUCCGCGAUGUCGGACUUUUCUCCUUUGAUAUGGAUCAGACGACUUUUCUCCUUUGAUAUGGAUCAAAGGAGAAAAGUCCGGACUUUUCUCCUUGCAAAGGAGAAAAGUCCGCUGGAUUGAUACCAGAGCGAGCAGCUCCUGGUCCAAGUCCUUCUGUUUUUGCUUCAAAUCUUUCCGUUUUAGCAUCAAAUCCUUCUGCUUUGGCAUCAAAUCCUUCUGCUUUAGCAUCAAAUCCUUCUGCUUUAGCAUCAAUUCCUUCUGUUUUAGCAUCAAUUCCUUCUGUUUUAGCGUCAAUUCCUUCUGUUUUAGCAUCAAUUCCUUCUGUUUUUGCUUUUUUCUAAAUAUCACACAUGUUGUGAUAUCAGCAGCGCAAUCGACUUUUCUCCUUUGGUCCUGUGAUAUCACGUGAUAUCACGUGAUAUCAAAGGAGAAAAGUCUUUUUUCAAAGUUUAAAGACCCUUGUUGGAAGACGAGAUGAUCUUGAUCUUCGACUCCUAUGCGACGCCGUUUGUCGAUAUAAUGCGACUCCUCCUCGAGAUUGGACCCGAAGACGCAGGUGUGCGCCGAUACGUAGUCGUGUAAAACUAGAUCUACCACGAAGGUUCAAACUCUAUCGAAAAGUGAGCACAACAUGCUGCAACCCAGGCACCCGCCUUACUAGCCUUGCCUGAUCGACGCUCGAAGGUGCAGUGCUCUGAUUUAGCGAAGGAAAGAGGUAGAGAUUUCGAGCACCAUGUAAUUAGACGAAGACAACAAGGAGCAACCACAGAAGUACUUAAUAUUGGUAUUAAACUCAGAUUGCACAGACGCGGCAGUAGGUGCGGACCCUCUCACGAUUUUGUAGAAUGCAGCAAAGUGCACACAUAAAAAAAUAAUUUUCUCAGGCAGCGCGAGCGCCUUCGUUCGCGCUUCCGUAGGUAGUAGACAGUACCAUCGUAGUACGGGUGCGGAGAUGGUGGCUCUAACUCAGAAUGUUCUUCCAUCUUCUUCACUUCUUUUCCCACCGCCCGGGCGUGCUGUGUUUUAUCGUGGUUCGUUUUCUUGUCCUGGUCGUAUCUAAGUAUAACUAAGUAACAGUUUCUCGUCAUUUUGUGUGCUCAGUCGAUGGGAUGGUGGAUAUUGUGGUUUAUUCGCUGCCCUUGCACUUGAGUGGCCCAUAGUCAUAACUUUGACUCACGCGACGGAGUCUGUCUGGAGAAGUUCUCGCUUCGUAUUUAUUAGGACAAGCAAGUCCAAGCUGCUUCACCGACUUGUUAUUUUCGUACCAAGAACCUCGUUCGACACCAG
Amoebophrya sp. A120 is the source of this 8371-nucleotide messenger RNA. NCBI's taxonomy places the organism in Eukaryota, Dinophyceae, Syndiniales, Amoebophryaceae. The record is from the annotation of a GenBank genome assembly.